Cadophora gregata is the source of this 3510-nucleotide messenger RNA. RefSeq lists its product as uncharacterized. The record is from RefSeq and is a predicted model, not a curated record. NCBI's taxonomy places the organism in Eukaryota, Fungi, Ascomycota, Leotiomycetes, Helotiales, Ploettnerulaceae. Bases 1083 to 2567 code for a protein of 494 amino acids. The transcript has 2 exons.
GGAUCCGCCCAUCAACAAUACAGUAAUAAUCAAAUCAACCUUCGACCAUCAAGGCUGAACUUACCGAGCUAGCUCCCUUCUCUUCCCAGCUAAGGUGCUUAGAGUUGAACCUAAAUCGGCCCCCUGUCGUGGCUUCAUCUUCAUCCCCUUCCCCUUCCCCUUCCCCUUCCUCGCUCUCCCAUGAUCCCAUCCCAUGCAAACACUACUGUACAUGUACUGUACUUACGUUUGCCCUUGGCUCUGGGUCUAACGCCGCCGCCUCGUAGCCAGAGCUGUCCCUGCCCGCCCCGCCCUAGCCGUUUCUGUCCCAAACGCUUCUUUCAGGUUUCUAACUUCUGUCGAUGUCUGCAGUGCUGCACCCUGACUGCCUGAGCCUGAGCCUGAGCCUGAGCCUGAGCCUGAGUGAGGAGGGAUACGGCGCUUACGGAAAGGGCGAGGGAGCAGUGUCCGGGUCCGAUAUGAUGAGAUUUGCUGAUCCCGAAGAUGGACCUCCACCAUGCCCUGCCAUGCCAUACCAUACCAUACCUCCAUACCUUUCCUUACCUUCCUAACCUAACCUUCCUUGACCACCAACACUACGCCACGGCCUCUGGUGCUCCCUCCCUCCCUCCCUCGCUCCCUCCACCACACCACACCACACCACCAUUCCAGAGCCACACUAACAGCUAUCAACCUCACUUUCCAGACCUGAUUCAUGUCACCCCUAAAUCCCCGACAUGUGCGAGCCUCGCGCCGUUACCGUUGCCCGGCGUUUCUUACAACAUCAAAGCCAUCCUAAGCUAUCCCUCUCCCUCCACCACCUUCUCGAGGGAUAUAUACUCCUUCGUAUCCACUCCUUCGACCAUCUUCAAACCUGCCCCGCAUACCAUAUUUGAAAAGCCUCAUCACGCGGAGACUUUAGACCACCUUCGACCCAUAUUUCAGAUCCAUCUCUGAAGCACGUCCCUGCCAGUGGGACAUUCCCCGUCUUACGCGUAGGAAUUGGGCCACCUUCAGUACGACAUAUACCAUAUCUCCACCUCUCUCUCCUCUUUAUCCUCUUCCUCCUCCUCCACAUCACUGUCGCCGCACGACUCAUUGCCAUGACAAGUACAUCAACUAUUACAGCCGCCAUGACAAGCAACAGCUCGAACAGCCCCAUUCCUAUGGACGAGGAAGAACCGCGGAAGAAGGGUUCUCGUGGUGGUAAGAGGUCGGUCACACACCUCAGUAAAGCCCAAUUAGCACGCAAGCGCGCCAACGAUCGAGAGGCGCAACGGAACAUUCGACAGAGAACAAAGGAACAUAUUGAGAAUUUGGAGCGGAAGGUAAAGGAGUUGGAGCAAGGCAGUCAUGCUGGGAGCAUUGAGAGAGUCCUCAAGAGGAACAGGGAGCUGGAGGAAGAGGUUGAGAAGCUUCGGGCACAGAUUACUGGACACCAUACACCCAUUACUGGACAUCACACACCAGUCCUCGGUGUUCAACCACCUCCCGACCUCCCAGAUGAUUUGAUGGUGCCUCAAAAGGUCGAGUUGGACUGGGCGCCAGGCUCAGCCGCCUGCGCAUGGCCUCAACCUGUGUCACAUCUGCCUGUGUUGAGCAGCAACCAGCACAAUCCAACUUCUAAUGGCGCAUACUCGUCAACCACUUCCUACCCAGCAACAACCUCAUCUAUGGGAUAUGAUGACGAGGGCUCAAUCUACACACCAGAGAGCUGGGGUAGUCCAGCCCCAUACGGUGGAGGUCCACAGACCACCACUCAGACCAUGUCCAAGUCUGUCCCAGCCUGGUCACCAAUCGACCCAACCUUCUCUCACCACCAGCAGUCUUCACGCUUCCCUGAUAUGCAGAUGUCUGGCUUCAGCGAUGUAGUUAGCCAGCAAACCUAUAGCUCAACAUGUUGGCAAAAUCAGCCGCAAAUCUACUCCUGGCAGAUGUCUACCAAGUUGAAGUCACCCGUCACUUAUCUAGACCAACUAAUGCACAGCGUCAUCCAUGCCCAACGACACCUCUUUGCAACAAAUGAGGCUGCCCGAGAGGAAUUGGUAGGGCCAUCCUUCCCCUCCGUCCACAUCCUCUUCAACCAGCCCGGCCCACCCGAGAAGACACCCUCGCCCAUGACCAAACUCAUGGAGAAAUACGCCCUCGUCCUCAACACCCGCGGCUUCCCUCUCAUCCCCGAAAAAGUCGCCUCCUUCAUGUGCAUGUACAGAUUCAUCGCAUGGCAGAUCUCCCCCUCCUACAGCACGUACAACAAUCUCCACGAAUGGCAGACUCCCCGACCCUCACAGCUCAUGAUCCCGCACUGCGCGUGGAUGGAUCUCCCUCCCUGGGGCAAGUUCCGGGAUCGCGUGAUUGAGAACCAGGAGAAGUACGACACGCCUGAGUUCCAGCGGGAUUACAGCGAGAACUUCACGGUCAACUUCCCUUGGGAUCCCAUGAAGGCGCUGAUGUUUGAGAAUGGUCGCAUGUUGAUCUCUCCUGUGCUGGAGAGGCAUCUGGGCGAUAUCGGGAAUAUGAGUAUGAAGAAGGCGUUUGGGGAUAAGUAUCCUGAGUUUAGGGAUGUGUGUAGGAUUGAUGAGGUGUGAGGGUGUUUUACUUCUUCUCCUCCUAACCUCCUGGACCUCCUCGAGUUUUUUAACGACGAUAAGGAGGAUGGGGAGAUCUACGGAAUUGUCUGCUUUGCUUUGCAGUACAUAUAAUGAUGCGACGACAACUGUUCAAACUGUUUUUUUGAUAUCAAUUUGCUUUUUUAUCUUCUUCUUUUUCCUAUUCUCUCAUCCCCGGCGUCUGGCCUGGGAAUGGGAAUGGAGAUGUGUGUCAUGCAACACGGCGUUCCCGUUUUUUCUUUUUUUUUCUUCUUCUUUUCUUCUCUUGUUCUCUUUCUCGAUCAAUGGAUUACAAGAUCUCGAAUUAUCGGAUCGGACUGGUUCGGACUGGAUCGGAUUGGAUUGUAUGCGUAUCAGCACAACAGAAUGUAGGAUUAUCAGAUUUUUCUGGGGGGUCUCUGGGUGGCAAUUUGAAUGGGAUUUGGAAUAUGGACUCGGGACCGAGCCGGCGAGCUCGGGCUGGCUGCCUGGAUGGCGGGCUGGCGUCAUGUAUCUAUCUAUCUAUCUACCUACCUACCUGUCUAUGGCUGAGAUGUAUGUAUCUAUGGCUGAGCUGAGCUGAGAUGAGAUGAUGAUGAUGUGACGCGUGCUCUUGGUUGGGCCUGGCCUGGCCUGGCUUAUGUAUGUAUGCAUUGGUUUGGCGUUUUUUUUUACUGGACUCGCCUGUGGAUGAAUGAAUGGAUGGAUGAAUGAAUAGAUGAGAUGGAUGGUUGGCAUCAUGGCUGUGAAUACCUUAGGGUGGGCGGGCUUUGUCUGUGUGUGUGUCUGUGUGCUCUGUUUGUGGUUAUGUAGUGUUAGGAUGAUGAACAUUGAUCUGUCAACAAUAUAGAUGGAUGGAUGGAUGGAUGGUUGGUUGGAGGUACUAGCUAGGUAGGUAGCUAGGUAGCUAGCAGACUAUGAAAUCGAGAGGCUUUUGAAGAUG